CUUGCAUUUUACUCAGCACAAUUCAGCCGGGUGGAUGCUGCCCUUCAUUGGGUGCUUUUGGCUGAGUUUUCUCUUAUGCUACUGCGUCUGGAGAAAGAGGAAAGUCAAGGAGAGAGGUAUACCAUUUAGGUAUAGUCGCUUCUUAGUUGCUUCAAUAGACAAAGAGGACAAAGACAUGCAUAGUAGAGCCUUUAUACUGCUAUAGAAUAUCGCAGCAAUUCUCUCUUUUUACUCCACUAUCAUCGUCUCAAAUAAGGUAAAGACGAACAGACAGCAUGGUUGCGGAAGUUGAAAUUGAAAGAUGACCACUAUGCUGAGAAGAUUCGGCAACUGGAGGGUGACAUUGAGAUGGCUAAGGGAGCAAAGGAGGACUCUCAAGAGUUAUGUUGACGUUCAAAAUGUUUAUAUUGAAUCUAUGUACAAUUACCUUUGAAAUAUGUUGCGUCCAGUAGCAGUACCUGGUUAGUAAGGAGUAGGUUUCUUAGUUUUCUUUUUCUAAGUAAUCAAUUCCAAUCCUUAGACCGUUCAGCUUCACCUGUAUCUGUAACACGGGACGACCACGUGACAUGACUUGUCUUUUCCCCUUGGCCUAGAUUCACAUUAAUGCACUUGAUUUGCAGCUUUAAAAAAGGAGCGCGAGGCGGCAUUUGACGAAAAGCGGCAAGAUUUGUUGGGCCAGGUUACUCUCUUGCAGACAAAAAUAACCGGUGCCGAGGCUGCGCAUCGCAAAGCGAUCGAGUUAUGGUGGAAAAGAAAAGUAAGUACUCCAUAGCAUAACACACACAGGGCCCAAAGAAAUCCGGUGGGAUCGUACGCGUCGCCCGGAGCGCAUCAAAACAAACCAACAAAAGUAAGGACCCAGGCCGGUGCAUGAUCUUGGGUUGUGAUCUUAAUACUCUCCUGGUCCAGAAGAAAGCUCAAUUUUUUUGCAGUCCUCUUUCCGCUUCUUCUAACAACCAGAAUGGAAGAAGACUGCCGUGAAAAAGUGCAGUCGCUGGAGAUGAUGACUGAGACUCUACAAGCGGAAGUGGGCGAGUUGAACGCUGAAUUAGAAACGCUGAUGGAGGGAGCAGCUAGUGUGGAUAAAAGCGCGACUCGUACUGCACCCUUAAUUUAGAGUUGGAUACUUGAU
Messenger RNA from Amoebophrya sp. A25, 1132 nucleotides. The record is from the annotation of a GenBank genome assembly. NCBI's taxonomy places the organism in Eukaryota, Dinophyceae, Syndiniales, Amoebophryaceae.